This is a messenger RNA of Rubroshorea leprosula, 1459 nucleotides long. NCBI's taxonomy places the organism in Eukaryota, Viridiplantae, Streptophyta, Magnoliopsida, Malvales, Dipterocarpaceae. The record is from the annotation of a GenBank genome assembly.
GUUCCUUGGCUUUCAACCAAUCACACUUUCUUAGUAUCUUGUUAAUUUUAUGAAAUUUUGUCAUAUUCAUAAUAUGAUAUGUAUGUGCUCUGAAUCUGAUCUCCCUUACAUGGUUUUUGAACAUAUGACCUAGGUUUCUUUCCCAAAAUAAAACAUUUUCAUUUUGCCUUUUGGUUGCCAGAUCCCAAUGCUUAACUUGUUUUUUUAUGCAUGAUGCAGGAGCUGGACAAGUCAAAACCUGUCAUUUUGAUAGGCGAUCUCAAUUGUGCACAUGAAGAGAUAGACAUUUAUGACCCUAUUGGGAGUGUUUCAAAAUUUUUAUCUUUUUGCUAGGCUUUUUGCUUAUGAUGUUAUGAGUCAUGCCAUUAAAUCCAUGGAUUGUUUUAUCUUUGAUCUUUCAUGCCUGGAUGGAUCAGGCAAUUGUGGAAACAUAUAGUGUAGCCACGGCUGUGCUUGCACUGCUUGCAGUUGCAGAUGCUCCUAGCAAAUUGAAGUGGACACACUUUAUGUUAGUAAUUUAUUUUCAUGUUAGUUGCUUCAAUUUAUGUGGGAAUAAAAGGAUUGCUGGGUUUACAAAGGAAGAAAUGCCGUCUUUUCGAACAAACUUCAUAUCCAGGGGGUUUGUGGAUACCUUUAGAAAGCAACAUCCUGAUGUGAUUGGCUGUACUUACUGGGGUUAUCGCCAUGGUGGCCACAAAACUAAUAAAGAUUGGCAGCUUGACUACUUUCUCGCCUCAGAAUCCAUUGCUGACAAGGUUUACGAUUCAUACAUUCUUCCUGAUGUUACCGGUAUUGAUCAUUGCCCCAUCGGCCUUAUACUGACACUGUAGUUGAACCGUCAGUAUUUUAGCUAUCGUCCAGAGUCUUCAGACUAUCAGAUGGAAUCAACCCAAAAAACCAACUUGCAAGAAGCUUGAUGGUGUGGACAGUUGGAAAAUGUAAGUGACCGUUUUGCUGCCCUAAUCCCAGUGAGAAAAAUUGCUUCAUAGCUUAACUUAUGCUACCAGCUCUGGUUUUCUUUCCCUCAUGAACAUAUUUGUCAAAUAUUUUUCAAGGUCAUUUCCCAUGGGGGAAGGGGGUAGAACUUAAAAUUUUCGGAGAUCUUACUGAAAUUUUGGUUAGUUGGUGAUUGUACCCUCUAUUUUCCUGAUGCGAUAUCCACUUUGUGGUAGUUGUUUAGAAUUUUCCCUUUUAACAAUAUUUGACUCAAUCAAUCACACCAUACAUCCUAGGGAUGUGCAAGAUUUUGUGAUAACGAAGGAUGUGGGGAGAGUCAAACCACAGUCGGGCAAAUUGAUUGACCGGUCAGUUUUAAUCAGUUUGGCCAAUCAAUCGGUUGCAAAAUCGUUCUUAUUGCUCGCUGGUUUGACCGUUUUGACUGGAUAAUCUGGUCUAGUCUUGAAAACACUUAUAACGUGUGAUUAUCUGUUAGAUAAAUCAAUAUACAUUCACUUGUUUU